GAGCUUAGUUUUUAAUUGCAGAAAAAUAAUAUGGACAAAGGAGAAGAAGAUGUUAGCAACAAGCAAGUUCUCUUGAGAGACUAUGUAUAUGGGUCUCUCAAAGAGACAGACAUGGUUUUGAGCACAGGCACCACUCAUCUAAAGGCUCCUCAAGGCUCCAAAGCCAUUCUGGUGAAGAAUAUUUACUUAGCUUGUGAUCCAUAUUCAAGAGAACUGAUGAAGAAGGGAUUUCUAGAUGAUUCAAUCAAGCCUGGCUCGGCUAUAGCUGGGUUUGGAGUAGCUAAAGUCUUGGAUUCUGAUCACCCAGAAUUCAAAGUUGGUGACUUGGUGUGGGGGAUGACUAAAUGGGAAGAGUAUAGCCUCAUUAAUAAACCCGAGUUCAUGUUUAAGAUUCACAACACAGAUGUACCUCUCUCCUACUAUACUGGAAUUUUGGGCAUGCCGGGUCUAACCGCUUAUGCUUGUUUCUUUGAGCUUUGUUCCCCUAAGAAAGGAGAUUAUUUGUUUGUGUCAUCGGCAUCUGGUGCAGUUGGGCAGAUUGUUGGACAGUUUGCUAAGUUAAUGGGUUGCUAUGUGGUUGGAAGUGCUGGGUCUGACGACAAGGUUGAUUUAUUGAAGAACAAGUUUGGGUUUGAUGAGGCUUUCAACUAUAAAAAAGAACCAGAUUUCGAUGCAGCUUUGAAAAGGUAUUUCCCGGAUGGUAUUGACAUUUACUUUGAGAACGUAGGUGGUAAAAUGCUUGAUGCAGUUCUCCUCAACAUGAGACCGCACGGUCGCAUCGCUGUAUGUGGAAUGAUCUCCCAAUAUAACCUUGAGCAGCAUGAAGGAGUUCACAAUUUGGUUAACUUUAUCUUUAAAAGGAUUCGAAUGGAAGGGUUCGUAGUUUAUGAACACGUUCACCUCUAUCCAAAGUUUCUAGAUUUGACUCUUCAAUACAUCAAAGAAGGGAAGAUGGUAUUUAUUGAAGAUAUUAUUGAAGGCCUCGAAAGUGGGCCUUCUGCCUUAAUAAGACUCUUUGCUGGCCAUAUUGUUGGAAAACCAGUUAUUCGUGUCUCUAGUGAAUGAAUACUGCCCCAGUACUACUUGAAUC
This is a messenger RNA of Telopea speciosissima, 1090 nucleotides long. Its product is annotated as 2-alkenal reductase (NADP(+)-dependent)-like. Gene Ontology annotation, molecular function: 2-alkenal reductase [NAD(P)H] activity. The transcript is spliced from 5 exons. Lineage: Eukaryota; Viridiplantae; Streptophyta; Magnoliopsida; Proteales; Proteaceae. The record is from RefSeq and is a predicted model, not a curated record. The coding region runs from base 31 to 1065 and encodes 344 amino acids.